Molecule: messenger RNA, 526 nt
Organism: Salvelinus namaycush (lake trout)
Lineage: Eukaryota; Metazoa; Chordata; Actinopteri; Salmoniformes; Salmonidae
Product: ankyrin repeat domain-containing protein 2-like
Exons: 4
Coding region: 1-465 (154 amino acids)
Source: RefSeq, a predicted model, not a curated record
AUGGAGGAGGAUGUGCAGUGGGCUACCAAUGUGACAGCAGAACUGGACCUCAAGAAGUCUGAGCGUUGCAGAGCGCGAGCGGUGAAGCUGGGACGUAUAAAGUGGGACACACCUGAACAGGAAGAACCAGGCUGUGAACCCACCAAUCACAAUGUUGAACGCAUCCAGCCAGAGGAGAGAGAGAGGAAUUCAUUUUCAGAGGGGAAGAUAGUUGAUCAGGGAGGACCAGAGAGCAUCAAGGAGAUCUGCCAGAGGAGGAAGUUGAAGAAGUCAGGGUCCUCAUCCAAGGUGGCCGUGGACAUACCUGUGUUAGGACCUGUAGACACGUUUGACUUCAUGAAGGCAGCGACUCAGGGUAAACUCAAAGUGGUGGAGAAAUAUCUGGAAGAUGGAGGAGACCCCAAUUUCAGUGAUGAGGAAAGUACUAGUCUAUAUGGUAUAUGGUCAACUUAUCAUGUCACAUGAUCUGGAUUUUAACUUCUACUUCAUCACAAUCCCGGAUCCGGGAGCACCCCCAUCAGUAAAA